Molecule: messenger RNA, 2778 nt
Organism: Oncorhynchus masou masou (cherry salmon)
Lineage: Eukaryota; Metazoa; Chordata; Actinopteri; Salmoniformes; Salmonidae
Product: tripartite motif-containing protein 16-like
Exons: 6
Coding region: 723-2393 (556 amino acids)
Molecular function (GO): zinc ion binding; protein binding
Source: RefSeq, a predicted model, not a curated record
AGGCGGAGCAUCAAAUGGGUUGCCUCCCACAGUGGACCAAUGUUCCAGCCAUAGAUAUGGGAUUUCCGAAACUAGCUGAGCGUUGUUCCGUAGCACAUGCACAGAAGUUAUGGGGUUUUAGCUAUUGGGGAGAUGUGUCCAAAACAGAAUAAAACGUGUUCCCUUUCCACAUUGAAAAGGGUUAGAUUAAUAGACCCAGGUGAUCAUCCCGAGAAGACAAUUAUCUCUGGUUGUAAUGAAAAGAAACUUCAGCACGCUGAUGAUCUUAAGAGACUGUGUUUGAGCCGAACACUGCAACUUGCCAUCAAUAACCUGCAGUAUACUGCGUUUGCACUACACUAUAUGCACUGUAUAUAUUUGUUAAGGCAGCAUCCUUUCCUCUGCAUAUCCCCUCUAUAAAUUGUAUAUACUCACUGUAAAUAAUCUUCUACUCCAGAAUGUUAUGUUUACUGUAAGUAUGUUGACUGUGUCUAUUCUGUUAGUACACUGUCUAUUGCUGGCAGCGCCUACUCACCAAAUCAAUGUACUGUACUUGACGAAUAGGGAUUCUGAUGCCCUCUGCUGGCCAGACACUGAUUUUAUGGAUCACUCACAGAUCCAGGCCAAAAGCCAAGUUUCGAAUUCAGUGGAAGCCACACCUACUGCUCAGAACAAACCAUUAAACCGGGAAACCAGUAUCUCUCUCUGACUCUGCUGCUCAGUCUGAUAGGGUGUGUUUCACCAUGGCAGAAGCUGUUUUUGAUAAGGAUUUGAUUACCUGUUCAAUCUGUCUGGAUCCACUGAAGGAUCCAGUGACUACUGCCUGUGGACACAGUUACUGUAUGGGCUGCAUUAAAGAAAGCUGGGAUCAGGAUGAUAGGAAAGGUGUCUACAGCUGUCCCCAGUGCAGGCAGACCUUCACCCCAAGACCUGUUCUGGGGAAAAAUACUCUACUGAACGAAUUGGUGGAGAAACUGAAGAUGACAAGACUCCAAGCUGCUCCUCCUGCUUACUGUUAUGCUGGACCUUUAGAUGUAGGGUGUGACAUCUGCGCUGGGAAAAAACUCAAAGCUGUCAAGUCCUGUCUGCUGUGUCUUGCCUCUUACUGUGCGACUCACCUAAAACUUCACAAUGACCUCAACCAAGGAAAAAAACACAAGUUGAUUGAUGCCACUGUACUACAGGAGAAGAUUUGCACUCGCCAUAACAAACUGCUGGAGGUUUACUGUCGUACCCAUCAGCAAUGUAUCUGUCUGCUGUGUGUGAUUGAUGAUCAUAAAGGCCAUGAUAUAGUCGCCGCUGCAGAAGAAAGGACUGAAAAACAGAAGCAGUUGGGGGGAAAUAAUCUGAAAUCCCAGCAGAGAAUCCAGGAGAGAGAGAAGGAGAUGCAGGAGCUGAGACAGGCUGUGGACUCUCUGAAGCACUCUGCACAAGCGGAAUUGUUUGACAGCGACAGGACCUUGACUGAGCUCAUCCACUGUGUUGCGAAAACGCGCUCUGAGGUGAAGGAGCUGAUCAGUGCCCAAGUGAAGGCUCAAGUGAGUCGAGCUAAAAGGCAUCUGAAGCAACUGGAGCAAGAGGUCGCUGGACUGAGGAGGAGAGAUGCUGAGCUAAAGCACCUGUCACACACAGAAGAUCACAUCCAUUUCCUCCAGCAUUUCCAGUCUCUCUGUGUCCCUCUUGGAUCUGAGGGCACACCCAGCAUCAUUGUCACCUUUGAGCAUGUGAAGAAAUGUGUCACUGAACUGAAAGAGCGACUACAAAACAUCUGCAAGGAGGAAAUGGACAGAAUAUACGGGAAAGUGACUAAAGUUCCAAACAUUCGCCCUUUUGAGCCCAAGACCAGAGAGGAGUUCUUAGAAUACUGCUGCCCGCUGACAUUGGAUCCCAACACAGCAAAUCAACUCCUGUGUCUGUCUGAGGGGAACAGAAAGGUGACCAGGAGUCAUAAGAUCCAGACCUAUCCCAACCAUGAACAUAGAUUUAGCCACUGGAAACAGGUGUUGUGUAAAGAGGGUGUCUGGAGUGUGUCUGAACCCUGCUACUGGGAGGUAGAGUGGACCGGGGUGGAGGUUGAUGUAGCCGUCUCAUAUAAAGGGAUCAGCAGGAGAGGAAUUGGUCAUGAGUGUUGGUUUGGUGCUAAUGACCAGUCCUGGAGGUUGUACUGCUCUGCAUCUAGAUGCUGUUUCUACCAUAAUGGUAGAGAGACUUCUAUCCCUGCCAUCCGCUCAGACUCCAGAGUCGGAGUGUACCUGGACCACAGGGCAGGAACUCUGUCCUUUUACAGCGUGUCUGUCCCAGACACCAUGACCCUCCUCCACGGAGUCAAGACCACGUUCACUCGGCCCCUCUACCCUGGGUUUGGGGUUGGUUCAUCUGUGAGGAUACUGACACCAUUUUUGAGUAGUAACUAACUUAAUAUGUACGGUGUAAAAUAUGAACCUAGAUUACAGUACUUCCCUAUGGAACUACUGUGCAAAUAGAAAAGUAUCAGAAACACAUUGUAAAGUGGGACGGUUAUUUGUGUACUUUUUGGAAACUUUGAAAAAGCCCUGUUGAUUGUCAUCAAUCAUUCUCCCUGUGUGUACAGCGAACAAUAAGUUCAGCUGCUGUUAAACAUAUUCAAUGCCAACCAUAAGACAAUGUGUUUAGACUUUGCGAUGUAAGUAGGGUAGUAUAUUGGUCACUUUGUACUUUUUUAACCAUAACUAGCCAUAACUCUGCCAUAUCAUAUAGUAAUCUAUGUAUACUAUGCACUACUCUACUAUAUUAGUUCAUUAAAAGUGAGAGUUAUUUGUU